AUGUUGAAAAAUAUCGCGAAAUUCGAUGCAGCUGCAAUGUCGCAGCGAUUCGCGAGUUUCAAUCAAGCGGAUCUCGUGCAUUUAAGACAAUGGCUGGAAAAAACGCCUCAUCUUCCGCAAUUGGAGGAUCACGAGAUCUUUUUGUUCUUGCAUGCGAGUAAUUUUAGUGUUGAGGCAUGUAAAACAAGGUUGGAUAAAUUUUAUACGAUUAGGACACGUGUAAAGGCGAUGUUUGAGGAACGAGAUGUGAACAGUGAUGAAUUUAGAUUUGCGCAUGAGAAUUACGCUUGUUGGAUUAUGCCGAAACCAUUGCCAGACAACAGGAAAAUUAUUAUUUCGAAGAUAUUGAAUCCAGAUAGAUUCAAUUUUAAAAUGAUAUUGAAGUUAAUGACCUUUGUUGGCGAAUACGAGCUUUGGACAAACCCCUCAGAACUCUGUGACGGCUACAUCUUCCUGGUCGACUUGAAAAACUCCCGUCUUUCACACUUGACACAAAUCGACUUUAUGCUAAACAAACAAAUGUGCACUUAUACCGUCGACGCCUUUCCCGUGCGCAUUUCCGCCAUUCACUUUAUCAAUGCCCCGAGUCACAUGGAACGGAUAAUGAGUAUCGUCAAGACGUGCGUUAGCAAAGAUAUCACGGAUAAAUUUUUUGUCCAUUCAAAACCGGGCGAAAUCCCUUCGUGCAUUCCGCGUGAAAUUCUCCCUCGCGACUACGAAGGCGGCCAGCUGAAAAGCAUCGAGGAACUCAACGACGACCAUUACAACUUUUUGUACCAAAACCGGGAAUUUUUCAUCGAGGAGACAAAAUGUCGUCGGGUUAACGAACGUCUGCGAAGCACAAAGAAUCCGUAUGACGAUGCGCUGUUCGGCAUGCAGGGCAACUUCAAAAAGCUCGAUAUCGACUAA
Molecule: messenger RNA, 909 nt
Organism: Culicoides brevitarsis
Lineage: Eukaryota; Metazoa; Arthropoda; Insecta; Diptera; Ceratopogonidae
Product: alpha-tocopherol transfer protein-like
Exons: 3
Coding region: 1-909 (302 amino acids)
Cellular component (GO): membrane
Molecular function (GO): phosphatidylinositol bisphosphate binding
Source: RefSeq, a predicted model, not a curated record